AACGCCUUGUCUACUAUUGAUCCGUACUAUUGACAUGUCGAUUCCACCAGCUUGAUUGAUCGAUGAUCUAGAAGCACGUAUGUCAGCCCAAGCCCCAACAGACUCCGCCCCUGUCGAUCCUGCUACGGUGCGAGUUACACAACGUCGACCCCUCGCCUGUCGAGAAUGCACAAAGCGAAAGAGGAAGUGCGAUAAGCAGAUUCCCUGUUCGCGAUGUCGACGGCUCAACCUGCACUGCUCUAGAGAGAUCGUCCACAUCCGGCAGAACACGGUGCGACAUGCCGCGGAGAUUAAUUUCCUCAACUCCGUCAUAGCGGAUCUCGAGGUGCCGUCGGCGGAGGGCUUGCGUGCCACCGUCCAGCGGGUCAAAAGUCGCAUUGCGCAACUCCAGUCGGGCGAUGAAUCCGCUCAAGUAGACGAUGCCAUCAUGCCUUCGGAGGCUCCCGAGUCAAUACCGGAAAGUGGCACCCACGAGGGCCCCCUGCAUCUGGAUACCGGGGAGGGCGCAGGCGCCGUCGGGCAGGCGGAUUCGUCGCUCCUCACGGCCCUCGAGCAUCUGGCCUGGGACCGCAAUUCGUCCGGCUGCUUCCCGCACCGGCGAUGCGCUUGCCAGUACCGUAGAGAAGGCGUAGAGCGGUUAACCCUCAACAGCCAAGCGUUCCAGUUUUUCGGAUAUGUUGGAGAAUCUGUGAUUCGAGUGCCGGAUUCCUUUGCGGCGGAGAAGCUCGUGAAUUUCCACAUCAGCCACGUUGCGUGGCACCACAAUUGUCUGCAUUCGCCCACUUUCCUGGAGCAAUGCGACGUGUUCUGGAAGACGGGGCGAUGCGACCAUCCACUCUGGAUGGCUCUCUACCUGUCCGUCCUGAGCUCCGCGGUGUGUUCGAUGCAGAAUAGUGACAAGUUCAAGGCGGUCCUGGAUGUAGACCUCGACACCAUACAGUCGGCCCAGGACCUGUUCGCCGCGAUGGUGCAGGUGCUGUACAGCUCCCAUUUCCUGAAGAACAUUUCUAUAUACUCGGUGCAGGCCAUUGUCAUUUCCACGGAGGUGGCGCACAAUCUUGGCUUGAGCCAGCUCAACGCGACGCUCUUCAAUUCCGCGGUCCGUAUUGCGGAGUGUCUGGGGCUUCAUAAAAUCGAAGACCACGCGAAGCCUCAAGUGCAGACUCGCGAGGAUUGGUGCGAGCGCAUUGAACGGGAAGUUGGAAAACGGGUCUGGUGCCAGAUGAUCAUCCAAGAUCAUUUCGCCAUCCCCUUCACCGACACCUACAGCAUCUCCCCCAUGCAGUACUCCACCGGACCCCCGCUGAAUGCAGACGACCACGAUCUGGUCGACAAGCCAGUGUCAGUGCCAACGAUCAGCACGUACGUCCGCGUUCUCGUACGACUCGCCCUCCUAAUGCCGGGCUUGGUAGACGGACUGGGCCCCAUGAAACACCGCGAGCCCAUCCGAGAGCAGUACGAGCACAUCCUCGAAGUCGACCGGAAGAUGCGCGCCGUCGUCAAAGACAUUCCGUCGUUCAUGCUGCGGCGCGACCGAGCCAAGGAAGCACAGGUCCCAUGGCUGAACAUCGCCCGACGCAGCUUGGCCAUCACCUCCGCCGAGAAGAUCAUCAUGAUCCACCGCCCGUUCCUCUUCCGUUCCUUCCACUCGCAAGCCUACCAGCACACGCGCCGCACCUGCGUCGCCGCCGCGCGCACCAUCCUCCGCGAGCACGAAACCAUCGUCAAGGAAGACGAAACCUCCAUCUGGACACACACUGCGUUCUGCAUCACCGCCGCCAUAAUCCUCUGCUUCGAAGUCAACACCCUGCCUUCAAACCACAAACAGCUCGCCCCAAUUUACACCGGCGCGAUAGAAGGCGCACGAGGCCGCCUCGCCACCCGCACAGGGGACAUCCUCGCCCAGCGUGGCGUCGCCCUCAUCGAUGCCAUCUUCCUCGCCGAGCAGUCCUCUACGGAUCCGUCGCAGACCCAACCCCCCUCAAAGUCAAUCGACUUCAACCGCAUCAUCGUCGAGUACUCCGCGCUCAGACAGCUAACUCUAGGAUCCGACAGCGACGGCAUCCUCGCCGGCGCAGACACAACCAGCAGCCACGCGGACGUCGGCGUUGGAUUAGACCUUAACAAUAAUGCGUCGUUUGCGCCGGCGGCUGAGAUGGCUAUCGAUUUCGAUACGUGGUUUAAUGGGAUUUUCUAUGGGUUUCAAACUUGAAUCUAGGGUUUGUUCGAUGUAUUUGGUUGGUUCUUUCGAUAGGGUUCAGGGGUUGUUCUUUGUCGUUCUUUCCUUUUUCUUUCUGUUUAUAUUUUCAAAAGCAGAUAAGCCUGGAGCUCAUCUGUAGCCACCACCAGCUGGGGCUACCCUACCCGCCCACAGCGCCUUCCUUACAAAGGCGUCUAAAGCAGUCCAAUGACGACGACAACAUGAUGUAGAAUACCUAUUUACUUUAUAUACCACCCGAGAGGAUCAGAAGCAGG
This is a messenger RNA of Aspergillus candidus, 2475 nucleotides long. RefSeq lists its product as uncharacterized. The transcript is spliced from 2 exons. The coding region runs from base 80 to 2212 and encodes 710 amino acids. Gene Ontology annotation, biological process: regulation of DNA-templated transcription; DNA-templated transcription. The record is from RefSeq and is a predicted model, not a curated record. NCBI's taxonomy places the organism in Eukaryota, Fungi, Ascomycota, Eurotiomycetes, Eurotiales, Aspergillaceae. Gene Ontology annotation, molecular function: zinc ion binding; DNA binding; DNA-binding transcription factor activity, RNA polymerase II-specific.